Dermatophagoides pteronyssinus (European house dust mite) is the source of this 697-nucleotide messenger RNA. It is a transcript of the gene ND-SGDH, whose product is annotated as NADH dehydrogenase (ubiquinone) SGDH subunit. Gene Ontology annotation, cellular component: respiratory chain complex I. The record is from RefSeq and is a predicted model, not a curated record. Lineage: Eukaryota; Metazoa; Arthropoda; Arachnida; Sarcoptiformes; Pyroglyphidae.
GAACCAAUCAAGUCGAAAUAGUGAGUCCUAAAUGUGACUUUUGAUUCUCGAAUCCAAAUCGAAGCUUAUUCGAACUUUGUUUUUUUGGUGAAUAAAGAUGGCCUUAUUAAGUACUCUUAAAGUUUUGGCUCGAAAUGGUGUGAUUCGUGAUUGUCAAAAAAUAUCGGUUAGAUUCAGUGGUCAUGGACAUAAAAUGCACAUCCAGCCAUCACAAUUUGUUUGGAAAACAUUCAAAGAUUAUCUUCAUUUCUAUUUUAUGCUUGGUGCCAUUCCAUUGGCUUUAAUCACUGCUUAUGCUAACAUUUUUAUUGGAGACGCUGAAUUGACCGAUAUUCCUGAAGGAUAUACACCUCAUCAUUGGGAAUAUUAUAAGCAUCCAAUUACAAGAUUUUUGGCCAAGAAUGUUUUGCAGGAUCGUGCACUAGCUUACGAAUCAAGUGUUUCGAAAAUGGCCGAAGAUUCUGAAAGAAUGUUAUUGCAUAGACUCAAAAAACAAAUCAAAGUAAUGAUGGCUGAAAAAGCUGACAACAAAGCAUAUUUCUAUUCAGAAGUUGAUCCAUCACAGAAUCGUUGGUUAUUGGACAAAUUCCGUACGUUUUCAUUCAAAAAUGAAGGCAUAUCCGAUUUAGGAGAUCUUGAUGAUUAAAUUGUGUUUAGAUUAUUAUUAUUAUUAAAGAGAAAAAAAAUAACCUUUUUU